This is a messenger RNA of Scleropages formosus (Asian bonytongue), 3518 nucleotides long. It is a transcript of the gene rbm39a, whose product is annotated as RNA binding motif protein 39a. Bases 1737 to 2891 code for a protein of 384 amino acids. Gene Ontology annotation, cellular component: nucleus. The transcript is spliced from 17 exons. Lineage: Eukaryota; Metazoa; Chordata; Actinopteri; Osteoglossiformes; Osteoglossidae. The record is from RefSeq and is a predicted model, not a curated record. Gene Ontology annotation, biological process: mRNA processing. Gene Ontology annotation, molecular function: RNA binding.
GUGGGUUGGUUACGGGCGCCAUUUUGAUAGCGACGCAGGAGCGGCGAGUCGUCGUAUGCCCGUUGGGGAGCUGCCCACCGACUGCUGUUCUACGAAGUUACCAACAUUACACGGUUUAAAUAGGCAAAAUACGAAGGAAUUUAACAACGAUUAUCUUUCACUCUUUAGAUAAGAAGUCCUUUGUCGAACGACGCCUUUUGUAAACAAAAAAUUAGUCGGAGGUCAAACAAGGCCUGAUCGGCGACAGCACAGGGAGCCAUUUCACAGCAGGUAUCCGCGCUUGGACUUUCUGAGGGUGAAGGCAGUAUGGCAGAUGAUUUUGAUAUUGAAGCUAUGCUGGAAGCACCUUAUAAAAAGACUUGCCUAACGAUAUCUCACCUCUACUCCCAUGAAUUCCAGUGUGAACUGUCAAAGUAAGGUAGUAAUUGCGCAAUGUAUUGAUGUACUGUGGUCCCCUAGGUAAAAACAACCUCGUCUUUGAACAUCCAGUCACCUGUUUGGUAGCGACAAGGUGAAUGCAGAAGAUGACAGGCACAUUAACCUAAAGGCAGUACCAUGGAGACAGUAUUCAAAUUUUCUUUUGUUUAGUCUUUUGAUAUUAAUGGGUAACAUGUACAUUUACAAGCAACUGCAUUAGUUGCAAAAUUCCUGCAGGCAUGGUAAAGAAAUGUACAUUUGUCUUACUUUUUUAAUUCAUAUGCUUUGUUCAUAAUUUAUACUUUUAGUUGCUGCAGUGCACUUGUUACAUAUUGUCGUGCAUUGUGUUUAAAAGCAGUGAGACAAGGAAGUGGUGAUUUGGUGAUUCUGCCAAAGUCACCAGGGUCCAGUGGAAUGUUAAAAUGUGAAUACUGUCUCUUUCCCCUUGACCAGUUCUUUUGUGAUGGUUUAAAAUAGCUUUGGAUAUAAGGUAAACCUACAUCUUAGCAAUUUGCAUGCUUUUUCACCAAUUUUUCUUUUUUCUUUUUUAAGAAAUACGCCAACAAAUUAAGUUUUUAGAAAUUGUGGUUCUUGGUCAUUGGAAAUACCAUUCACAUUUUCCGUCCAUUAUGUAUAAAUCCUUUCAGUUGUAGGUGUAGUUUUCCCGUUUUAAAAAGUGGCAGACAUGGGUCAUCUCCAUGCAGCUGGACAAGAGCUAGCGAAUCUGAGGUUGAACUGGUGGAUUUCAUUGAAAUCUUUUUUAACUUUAAUUUCUUGGGAGUCGACGUUACUAAGCAGUGUGAAUCCCUGUUUGCUUCAGGGCGAGAUGUGUGACAGAGGUGGCAUCGAGCUCUUACAGUCCACGAACGAAAAUGGGUGAAGAUCACUGGAAUGGCAUCCACCACAGGAACUCGAUUAGUGGCUGGCUGCUAGCGUGGCCACAUUGGUCUUAGGCAAAGAUAGCCUUGGAUGACAUCAAGUCCAGUAGUGCCAAUGGACAUGAAGAGCGUAGUAAGAAGAAAAAGAAGAGUCGAAGUCGCAGCCGAAGCCGCGACAAACGGAGAAGCAAGAGUCGUGAACGCAAAAGAAGUAGAGACCGCAAGCGAAGCCGCAGCCGCGAAAGAAGGCGUAGCCGCAGCAAAGAGCGGCGGCGCAGUCGCUCCCGCAGCCGGGAGCGCGGCGGUCGAUACCGAGCUCGCAGGAGUCCCUUCAGGAGACGUUCCAGAAGCCGAAGCCCUUUCAGGAAAGACAAGAGCCCAGUGCGGGAACCGAUUGACAAUUUGACUCCAGAAGAGAGAGAUGCACGCACAGUCUUCUGCAUGCAGCUGGCUGCUCGAAUCCGGCCUCGCGAUCUGGAAGAGUUCUUCUCAGCCGUGGGAAAAGUAAGAGACGUCAGAAUAAUUUCUGACCGGAACUCAAGAAGAUCGAAGGGGAUAGCUUACAUCGAGUUUGUGGAAGCCAACUCCGUACCACUGGCAAUUGGCCUGACUGGCCAGAGGCUUCUGGGGGUGCCCAUUAUUGUCCAGGCCUCACAGGCGGAGAAGAACCGGGCAGCUGCAGCAGCCAACAACUUGCAGAAGGGGAGUGCUGGGCCUAUGAGACUCUAUGUGGGCUCUCUGCACUUCAACAUCACAGAGGACAUGCUGCGAGGCAUCUUUGAGCCUUUCGGACGGAUUGAAAGUAUCCAGCUGAUGAUGGACAGUGAAACUGGAAGAUCCAAAGGAUAUGGCUUUAUCACUUUUGCUGAUGCUGAAUGUGCUAAGAAAGCCCUAGAGCAGCUGAACGGCUUUGAGUUAGCUGGUCGGCCCAUGAAGGUGGGCCACGUGACAGAGCGCACGGAUGCUUCAACUGCCAGCUCCUUCCUCGACAGCGACGAGCUGGAGAGGACUGGGAUUGACUUGGGAACCACGGGCCGACUACAGCUGAUGGCCAGGCUUGCUGAAGGUACUGGCCUGCAGAUUCCUCCAGCAGCUCAGCAGGCCCUACAGAUGAGUGGAUCGAUUCCUUUCGGUGCCAUGGCAGCCGUCUCGGAUUUACAAGCAAGGUUGACUCAACCAGCUGAAGCUGGCAUCAGUCCUGCAUUGAACUUGAACCUUAACAACCUGAAUGUGAACACUGCUUUAAACCUGCCAACACAGCCACUGGCAACACAAUGCUUCCAGCUCUCCAACAUGUUCAACCCACAGUCUGAAGAGGAGCCUGGCUGGGAUGUGGAAAUCCAAGACGAUGUCAUUGAAGAAUGCAACAAACAUGGAGGUGUUGUACAUAUAUAUGUGGACAAGAAUUCACCACAGGGCAAUGUGUAUGUGAAGUGUCCCUCUAUACCUGUUGCUAUGGCUGCAGUGAGCGCGCUACAUGGUCGGUGGUUUGCAGGAAAUAUGAUCACAGCAGCUUAUGUUCCUCUCCCAACUUACCACAACCUCUUCCCAGACUCUGUGGUGGCUACUCAGCUCCUGGUGCCCUCUCGCCGGUGAUUUGGCUGCGUGAAAAAUUGCUUGUACAUCGACUGGACUGUACAUAUUUUUUCUUAUUUUUCUCCAUCUGGCAAAGUUGGACUAGCACUGAUCUCGGAUCAGCUUUUGUCCCAAGUAGCAAAUUGCGGCAGAAAUUCUCCGUAGUCUCCCUCCAAGAGGAGAACUUCGGCCUCUUCUCUCCCCCAGUAAUGCAUAUCCUAUAAUUCUGUGGAGGUUUUCUGAUUUUGGCAGUCAAAAGUGACGCUUAAUUUGCAUAACAGCAUUAUGCAUCUAGACAUUGUGAGGUUUUGACAUGCAUAAUAAAGGGACAGUAGUCAUGUGCCCUGUCUGUCAGUUUCACCCAUUGAUCUUGUUACCAUAUGACUUGUAAAUUUGAUGUACAUAGUUGUCUUCAGCUUUAUAGCUUUGUGGCUCGCAUUUUCUUUUCUUCUCCACAGUUAAGUGUUGAACUUGGAAAAAAAAGAACCUUCAAACCACCAAAUUUCGUAUGUUAACAUUUUUAGGAGCGAGAACAUCGUGAUUUCUUGUCCAUCUGAAUAUUCAAUGUUUAAGCUCUAUGAGCUCGAGUCUGAAGUGACAGAAUUCAUUUGUGUUAAUUAGGAAGAUCACUUGGUAUUUCUAAGUAUG